Molecule: messenger RNA, 1883 nt
Organism: Mycotypha africana
Lineage: Eukaryota; Fungi; Mucoromycota; Mucoromycetes; Mucorales; Mycotyphaceae
Exons: 1
Coding region: 116-1675 (519 amino acids)
Source: RefSeq, a predicted model, not a curated record
AUAUCGUCUUCUUCUCACUUCCAUUGCUUUUCUCUUUUAACUUUUCUUAAUAAACCCUAAAAGCCAAUCCUUUUACAACAACUCUUCUCUUUUUACAAUUAUUCCAAAAGAGAUAAUGGCUCUGAACUUACUUCCACAGCAAAACCAGUCAUAUACACGCGGUUUGCUAUCAACCACGACUGCUUCUUAUGCAGCAAAUCACCAACAAUCUGAAUAUGAUGAUCAAAAGUAUCAUCGUCAGUAUUCUGAUCAAUUUCAACCUGCUUACCAACUUCAAUAUGGCAGUAGUAAUAUCAACAACAACAUGGCAAGUUCUCUUCAUCAGCAUCAAGAAUUGAAUGCGGUUGAGCUAAUGGCGAUUCCUAUGAGUCUAUCAAUUUACAAUGGCCGCGAUCAACACACGGCUCCAGAGGCAUUUGAAGCCAUCGUACAGGAUUAUCUUGGAAAUCUCUCUUCCAAAAAAAGAGAUAAAGCACUGAUUGAUCAAGCUCGUUACAAUAUGAUACUACAAGUUCUAAAAAAUCCUCGCAAUACAGCCGUGUCUACUGCACAGUUUCGUUUUUGGGUUAAGAAAAUGUUUCAACUUUAUAAUAACCAUAAUAGAUAUGGUCAGCCCUCGGUGUGUCAUGACGGGAAACCAGUGGCUAUGCGGGAACAAUUAUACGAUAUUUUGGUGGGAGCGCACCGUGAAGCUCAUCAUGGAGGAAGGGACAAAACAUCUGCUCUCGUUCGUAAAAGAUAUUCAUGGAUUCCAAAAGAAUUAAUAGCUCGGUUCGUUCGACAUUGCCCAUUCUGUAUCUCUCGUCGUAAUGGAACCAAUCUUAAUUAUUUUGAGCAGCAGCAACAACCUGAAACACAUUUUAAUAAUGAUGACUUUAUUGAUCGUCAGAGAGAACCAUCUUUGACUAGCAGUAGUUCAUGUGGUUCUUCUACAGCUUCACAACCAGAAGAAAUUGCACUUAUAACCGCAGCUACUGCAUUUCAUCAAAAACGUCAGCAGCAAAAUCAAAAGAAUUUGAUGGAAAAUAAUCACAAAACAGCUAUAAAUGUCAAUAUUUUAGACCAGCAACAACAGCAGAUAUUGUACCCCACUUGCAAUAAUAGCAGUAUCAUUGAUACUGACAUGACUUCCUCAAACCUGACAGCUGUAAAGUCAUACUUAAUGACGCAUCCUGCAUCACUUUACAGGAACGUUAUGCCCUGCAGCAGCACAGACGUUGAUGGCAUAAUAAAUGAACCCAUGACAUUUCAACCAACAGCAGCAUUUUAUCUUCCUAACAAUAAUACACACUUGUAUACCAACAAUAAUAUAAGCUCCAGCAACAAGGACCCUCUCCAAUUGAUAACUACUUCUAAAAAUAGUCAUAAUAUGCCUAUUGCUCCUCUCAAUAUCAUCACGACUACUACUGGGGCAGUUGGUUUUGACUAUUACUCCCAGUCAUUAUCGCCUUCUUCAUCUACAACGUCCGCUUUACCGUCAUCACCUAUUUACCCUGCAUAUUUUAACGUGAAUGACAAAGCUUCGAAUGUCAACUUUGCUAGUGUUCCGAAUGAACCUCUUGUACAACAUAAACAUCAACAAAUGACACAUAUUCACAUGCUAGCUUCUCCUUCCAUGCGCUUGAUACCUCAUCCUCUUCAAGAACAACGACAACAACAGCACUUACUUCUCUAAAAAGCGAUACUUCAAAAAUAUAAGCCAGUAAUAUAUCUUAAUCCUUGCUUAUGUUAGGGUGCUACUAUUACCGUAUUGAUACUCACAAUCCUCCCUUUCCAUUCGUUCCUAUAUGGUUUUCUACUUUAUUUUAUUUUUUUUCUUUAUUUUUUUCCUCAGUCGAUACUUUCUUCCUAUAUUAUGCUUGCUGGAUAAAUAAAAGUUGAGC